Microdochium trichocladiopsis is the source of this 1836-nucleotide messenger RNA. RefSeq lists its product as uncharacterized. Lineage: Eukaryota; Fungi; Ascomycota; Sordariomycetes; Xylariales; Microdochiaceae. The transcript is spliced from 2 exons. The record is from RefSeq and is a predicted model, not a curated record. Bases 257 to 1741 code for a protein of 494 amino acids.
AUCGCUUUCCUGCUCGCUGUUUACCAGGACUUGCGCUGUCCCCCAGCUCAAGCCUUGCACACAGAAAAACCUUGAGCUGACAGCUGACAGCUUCGGCACAAGAAUUCAAAGCAACUUCGACGAUAAGUACUUGGUCUACAUACGCCACGAGCUACGCCUCUUACCUCUUAUCCUGUCACGGCCCUUGCUUGUCAACUACAGUACCAAUAUCCUUGCCGACCUCAAUAACCGUCGGCCGACCUUUCAAUCAUACAUCAUGGCAUCGAAGUUCAAUCUCGAGCAGGACGGUCUGGGACAGCAGGAGCGCCUGGCAUGCAGAAGGAUACAGGAAAUGUACUGGGCUCUUCAGUUAGAGCGUGACGCAGCAUGCGAGAUGCUCCUCGACAGCCAGAUCCGGAACCGGCCUGUCCCCAGGCCACGCGCAACCACAGUUGCUGAGCUGGCCACUACUAUCUACUAUGCACCCUACACUAUGUCAGUUGCUUUGCUCAUCGCGUGUGCCGAGAGAUCGCUUGGGUACCGGGUUCUCUUUUCAGACGCCUGGGUGUUCGAGACCAUGGCCGGCCCUACCUGGCUCAUGCUCAAGAUGGACACCACGAGUGGCACUUCCGUGCUCCUCGUCGGCUCGAAGGCUGUACUGAUCACCAACGCUUUAGUGAAUCCGAACGACCGCUAUCGCAACAGUAUGACACCGCGCAUGGUGCAAGAGGUCUGGAACAAACAGCGAGAGCUGCUGACAGAAUUGGGUAACCAUCUGAGAUUGCACCCAAGCACAAUCGCCUGGUUGCUGCGCCAGGUGCAGUAUCACGAUCCGACCCAACCGCCCAGCAAUACGCGUGCGCGGCGCCAAAUCACCGAUACGAUGGCGCAUGACAAUGGCACUGCAUCACCGACAUUCUACCAACUGAUCUUAGAUUGGGCAGUUGGUUUCGGACAGAUCAACAAGUACGCCAUGGAUCGUUUGCGGGAGAAAAGGGAGUUGUACCUCAUCGCCGCUGGACCCAUGGCUAUGGUUCUCGAAGAGGAGGUCAAAAGUACAGGUGAAUUUGACGCCCCCGUCAGUCCCCGUGGAAUACGUCUCCAGAACGAGAGAGCCCAGGAGCCACGCAAGAACCAUGCCAAGCCAGUGACAAUCGCGAUGAUGCAUGCCAGUACCCACGGUGAGUGGCCAGGUUGGUUCCGCCCCAAUGCCCAGAAGGCUCCCCCGUCCCAGCUGUUGAUCGACGAGAUCGGUCGCCUGGGUUGGACACCCAACAUUGAUGUGGCGACACUCCAGAUGGAGGAGCCAUCCGACGCUACUGCAUCCACUACCAACGGCAUCGCUACGAGAGCAACACGGAACAAUGCAGCGCCGCUGAUGCUCACUGAGCUCUACCCUGAGCUCUCUGAUGUCUUCGCAGUCUUCAAGUAUGUGGCCCGCCUCUUCGAGUUUGUCAGUAAGCUCGUUCUUCCAUGCUUGUUUCUACUCUCGAUCCUGGUAAUUUACCUUGUCCUGAAAGCGGCUGGUGUCACCGUUCAGGAUCUCAUCUUGAAACCCUUCUACAUCGCGUUGGAGUAUUGCCAGCAGAGUAUCAUUACCUGUGCUCAGCUUUUGAAGCAGAGUAUCAUUACCUGUGCUCAGUUCCUUGUGAUCUGUCUUCAAUGGAUCCUGAACCAUCUCGACGAUGACAGCAACAACGCAACCGCUAAUCGCAGCCAGGGUCCAGGCAGCGUCACUGGCAUGAAUGCGUGGUUCAUGUAGACACUUUCCGAAGUGUUUGCCAAUGGAGAGCCUUCGUACAACUAGUGAUCAUUCUAACGGCAUGACUGACAGGAUAUUUGCGGGUUCAUUGGAAG